Messenger RNA from Melanotaenia boesemani (Boeseman's rainbowfish), 3548 nucleotides. It is a transcript of the gene gart, whose product is annotated as phosphoribosylglycinamide formyltransferase. Gene Ontology annotation, cellular component: cytosol. Gene Ontology annotation, biological process: 'de novo' IMP biosynthetic process; adenine biosynthetic process. The record is from RefSeq and is a predicted model, not a curated record. Lineage: Eukaryota; Metazoa; Chordata; Actinopteri; Atheriniformes; Melanotaeniidae. Gene Ontology annotation, molecular function: ATP binding; phosphoribosylformylglycinamidine cyclo-ligase activity; phosphoribosylglycinamide formyltransferase activity. The transcript is spliced from 21 exons. The coding region runs from base 266 to 3400 and encodes 1044 amino acids.
CAUUUUUUUUUUACCAUGCUUUGAAGUCUUUAACAUUAAGUUACGCACACCAACUUGUAGUUUCUGUGUGCAUCACUCAGUCAUAUUAGAUCCACGUGGUGUGUGUUUUAUUAGUGUGUGUGGUGUGUGAUAACAUUACUUUGCAGCCUCGCGGACGGUCAGUCAGUCGCCAGGUUGAGAGCUGAGGCGUUUCAUCAAACUUCGGUCCUGAACUGGGCUCCGGCUAAUUCCUGCUUGUCGUUUAUACGCUAACUUGCACGGUGUCAUGGCAGAGCGAGUACUGGUGGUUGGCGGUGGUGGACGGGAGCACGCUUUGGCCUGGAAGUUGGCCCAGUCGCCACAGAUUCAGCAGGUCCUGGUGGCUCCGGGUAACGCAGGCACAGCCAGCUGUGGGAAGAUCAGCAACUCUGAGGUCUCUGUGAGCAACCACACCAUCUUGGCUCAGUUCUGUAAGGACCACCAUGUGGGACUGGUUGUGGUUGGACCUGAGGCCCCGCUGGCAGAAGGUAUUGUAGAUGACCUGACGGCUGCAGGAGUGCCCUGUUUUGGUCCCUCAGCCAAAGCGGCUCAGCUGGAGGCCAGUAAGAGUUUUUCCAAGGCCUUCAUGGAGCGUCACGGCAUCCCUACGGCUCGUUACGGCUCCUUCACCGACCCGGAAGAGGCCUGCAACUACAUCCGCACGGCUGACUUCCCUGCUCUGGUGGUGAAGGCCAGCGGUCUGGCAGCUGGGAAGGGUGUGAUCGUGGCAAAAGAUCAAGAUGAGGCCUGUCGAGCUGUAAUAGACAUUAUGAAGGACAGAGCUUUUGGAUCUGCCGGGGAGACGGUGGUGGUGGAGGAACUUCUAGAGGGAGAGGAAGUAUCUUGUUUGUGUUUCAGUGAUGGUGCCUCUGUAUCGCCGAUGCCUCCAGCCCAGGAUCACAAGCGGCUGCAGGACGGGGAUCUUGGGCCAAACACAGGCGGCAUGGGAGCCUACUGCCCCACGCCUCAGGUGAGCCAGGAGCUGCAGCAGCAGAUCAGAGAGACAAUCCUGCAGAGGACUGUGGACGGGAUGAGGGAGGAGGGAACCCCUUAUGUUGGCGUGUUGUACGCGGGGCUGAUGCUGACGAACCAGGGGCCGAAGGUUCUGGAGUUCAACUGUCGCUUCGGAGAUCCGGAGUGUCAGGUGCUACUUCCUCUUCUAAAAAGCGACCUGUAUGAUCUGAUCUUAAACACAAUGAAUGGCAAACUGGCCUCUAGUGCCCCCCAGUGGCACCAGGACAGCUCUGCAGUCACUGUGGUCAUGGCCAGCGCCGGCUACCCAGGCUCCUACAAGAAAGGAGUCGAGAUUACAGGCUUGUCACUGGUUGAGGACACGGGACUGCAGGUUUUCCAUGCUGGCACUGCGCUGAAAGAAGGGGGCGUGGUCUCCAGCGGUGGGCGAGUCCUGACAGUUACAGCGGUCAGGUCGUCCCUAGAAACGGCCCUGCAAGCAGCCAAUCAGGGCGUGGCAGCUGUUGGCUUCCCAGGGGCCGUGUACCGGCAUGACAUCGGUCAUCGUGCGAUUGCCCACCUGAACAGACACAGAGGUCUGACCUAUAAGGACAGCGGCGUGGACAUUGCUGCUGGUAACAAGCUGGUGGACCUGAUUAAACCUCUGGCCAAGGCUACAUCUCGCUCUGGGUGUAAUGCAGAGCUCGGAGGCUUUGCUGGGCUGUUUGAUUUGAAAGCUGCAGGAUUUAUAGACCCAAUCUUGGUGUCUGGGACAGAUGGAGUUGGGACCAAACUAAAGAUUGCCCAGGCAUGCGGGCAGCAUGGCAGUCUCGGUCAGGACCUGGUGGCCAUGUGUGUGAAUGAUGUGUUGGCUCAGGGUGCCGAGCCGCUGUUCUUUCUCGAUUACUUCUCCUGCGGCCGCCUGGACGUGGACGUGGCAGCCUCAGUAGUUGGUGGCAUCGCUAAGGCCUGCGAGAUGGCCGGCUGUGCUCUGCUGGGAGGCGAGACAGCGGAAAUGCCGGGCGUUUACGCUCCAGGCGAGUACGACCUGGCGGGGUUCUGCGUCGGUGCUGUGGAGCGAGGGGCUCUGCUGCCCCAGCUGGAGGACGUUGCAGAGGGGGACCUGCUGAUUGGAGUGGCUUCCUCUGGGGUUCACAGUAACGGCUUCAGUCUGGUCCGCAAAGUUUUGGAGAGUGCAGACAUCAGUUACAGCUCCCCAGCUCCCUUUGGCAGGCAGGGAGAGACAGUUGGUGAGGUGUUGCUUACUCCCACAAAGAUCUACAGUCGCCUGCUGCUGCCGAUCCUUCGCCACGGUGCUGUCAAAGCCUACGCUCACAUCACAGGCGGGGGGCUCCUGGAGAACAUCCCUCGGGUGCUGCCUCAGGACCUGGCUGCGGAUUUAGAUGCCUCCCGAUGGAGCAUCCCGCCAGUGUUUUCCUGGCUCCACAAGGAAGGGAGUCUGAGCGAAGAGGAGAUGGCCCGCACCUUCAACUGUGGUCUGGGGGCAGUGCUGGUAGUCGCCCCCCUGGAUGCUCAGAGUGUCCUACACCAGCUUCAAGCCCAUGAAGAUGCCUGGAUCGUGGGUUCACUGGUUCCUAAGCAGCCAGGAGGAGAACGGGUGGUGGUCCGCAAUCUAAAACAAAGCCUGCAGAAUGCAGGAGCAGCCUCCAGCGGAGAGUCUGGGCUUGAACAGAAUGGUAGUUGCCAUGGGAACACUGUCACACCACACAAGAGGACAAGAGUAGGGGUUCUCAUCUCUGGCACAGGUACAAAUCUGCAGGCCCUCAUAGAGCAGGCCAAGCGUCCAUCCAGCUCAGCAGAGAUUGUGGUGGUCAUCUCCAACAGACCCGGAGUUCAGGGCCUGAAGAGAGCAUCGCUGGCUGGCAUCCAGACAAGGGUGGUGGACCAUAAACUGUAUGGGAGCCGUGCAGAGUUUGAUGGCACCAUCGACCGUGUGCUGGAAGAAUUUGGAGUGGAGCUGGUUUGUCUGGCUGGAUUCAUGAGGAUCCUCACAGGAAACUUCGUCAGGAAAUGGAACGGGAAACUACUGAACAUCCACCCAUCACUGCUGCCCUCAUUCAAGGGUGUGAAUGCCCAGAAGCAGGCUCUGCAGGCUGGAGUCCGGGUCAGCGGCUGCACCGUCCACUUUGUGGCUGUAAGUCGGACUUUCAAGGUCAAAGCAGGAGGUUGCUUAGAGUUUAGUUCCAACUCUGUUUCUUCUGCAGGAAGAGGUGGAUGCAGGAGCCAUCAUUGUGCAGGAAGCAGUGCCUGUGCUGAGCGGGGACACAGAAGAGAGUCUGUCCGACCGGAUCAGAGGGGCAGAGCACCGAGCCUUCCCUGCUGCUCUGGAGCUGGUGGCCAGUGGUGCUGUGAGACUGGGAGAAGACGGACAGAUCACCUGGAAGUGAUGGGAGAUCAGGAUAUAAAGUAGCACUGUGACUGUACAAGACACUACAUGCAUUCCAGUUGUACGUGUUAGAUUUGCACUGGACCACUUUAGAUUAAGCCCGUGAAUGGAAAUAAGUCAUGACUUUUGUCUACAGUGUAAUUUAACUACAUUAAACGUUCAUUGUGCUCUA